Molecule: messenger RNA, 3046 nt
Organism: Rhagoletis pomonella (apple maggot)
Lineage: Eukaryota; Metazoa; Arthropoda; Insecta; Diptera; Tephritidae
Exons: 1
Coding region: 78-2372 (764 amino acids)
Source: RefSeq, a predicted model, not a curated record
UUUCUUCCCACUUUUUCUUUCUAAUUUUACGACAUCGCUUCGCUAUCUAUGCUCUUUAUGAUUGUCCGCUUCAAAACAUGCUCACAACUACCACCACCACCACCAACACUACCCCAACCACAAUCAAACUAUCCACACCGUUACCACAACCAAACCACAAUUCACUAUGCAGCACCACAUCAACCCUAUCGGUCGGCAGCACUGGUAGUCAAGCGCGUUUGAUACAAUCAUCCCAUCCGCCAUCGAGCUAUCAGCCAGUUCUCAUGAAAGAUUUAGGUAAGACUUACUCAAUAACAAACGAACUAUCGUCUUCCCCUCAAGCAGAGUACAUGGAAGCCACUGCGUCAGCGACAGUGAGCUCUUUGUCCGCAGCUAUGGAGGCCUCGGGUCAAAUGAUGUUUAUGAUCGAAGAGAUGGGCAUAGAAGUCGGCGAGAUGGACAUGGAGGAGGAGGAGGAGGAGGAGCGUGGAGAAGAGAUGGAUUACGUGCUCGAGUCGGAUUUGCAAGCUGCAUCCGUAGCAGCAGCUUUUAAUUUAAGUUUAGGUAGUAGUGGUAGUAGAGCAAUAACAAUUAGGGGUGGUGAUAUGGCUAACACAGGUAGUCGUAACGGUAAUAAUUUACAUCGUGUCCCUACUCCCAAGCGUUUGUCUCCUAGACAAUCGCCCAAAGCAGAUAUUGAAGUAAUAGAAAUUUUUGCCAACGAGCUAAGUCAGUUGACCGCCGCUGAGCAAGUAUCGGUUGUGCAUCAUUCGGGAAAAGAGUCUUCCAAAAAGUCAAGCAUGCGCCAGGCAAGUGUCAGUAGUGGUAGCAGUAGCAACGGUGCUACGGCUUCCGCUAGCGAUGCAAUAACUCAUGUAGUAGACAAACACUUAAGUGAUCUGGAACACGAACAGCUCACUGACGCCACAUACGAUAUCGCCGCUUACAUGGCCAACCUUAAGGAGCAGGCACUCGAAUCACAAGAUCUGCAAAUGGACACACAGGAUCAGCAACAGAAUGACUCAAGUCUUUCGCCGGAGCCGCAGACAGUAGUAGAAAAUACCCAGCAAACGGUAGUGGCUGAAAUCGAAUCUCCCCCUCGACCCGCCACAGAAUCUGACAGCACCGGAACAACGACAGGUACUUCCGAAAAGUCGGAGGACGAAUCGGAAGACGCUACGUCAACGGGUGCGCACCAUGUUAUCAUUGACAAGAAGGUAGAUAAGGUGUUCAAGUCCAAGCCCUCGGAGAAGGCACAAAAAUCGAGUAGUGGUAGCAGUAGCAGCAUUGCUAGUACUGGCACGAAAUCGAAAACGACGAAGUCGCCACGUCAGAGUAUCCACAUUUCACCCGACCGCUCCAAAUCGCAAGGUAGCUCGCCCGUACGCAUAAUAAAGAUAAAAUCACCUCGUUCUAGUGUCAGUGAGCAGGGUAAGCGAUUAAGUGCUAGUUCCAGCCGCGACUCCUCAGCCGAUCGCCUUUCCAGCGGACGGCGCACUCCCAGCCCUCGUCGCAGCUCGGAAGCUAGUGGAAUACUAAAGCGACCCACCAGCCCAGCUGCUGGCAUACUGAAGCCUCCGCCAAGCCCCAGCAAGUCGAAGAGUCCUGACCGAAGCUGCCUGAAGAAACUCGCUCCCGCACACGACUGCAGCGUCGAGUCACUUUCCCCACAUAUUUCGCCACGCGACAGUAUUGAACACCUAUCGCCCGAUCGUGCCAGCACCAGUCUCUGCCAGCGGCAUUCGCCACGUAGCAGCUUCGACAGCCGCAGCUCUGAGCCAACUCUUGAUAUACCACGCUCGUCGCUAAAAUCACCACGCGGAAGUUUCGAAUCGCGUUCUCCUGACCGCUGCAGUCGCAAGCGCAGUCAAUCCGCGCAUGGCAGCUUUGAAACCGGACAACGCGCUGCAGCGCUUGCUGCUUCCGAAGCCUACUACCAGUAUUACCCGAUAUAUGAUAAUCAGACCUGUAGUGAUCAUUAUAUUUCAGCAGCUACAACCAGUAUGCAACGAGAAGCCGGCACUUCCACGACAAGUACGCGUCGCUUAAGCAAAUCCUUGGAGCGUUCAACAUCGCGUGAAAGCACUACAAGCAGCUCGUAUCGUUACGGCGUUUCACCCGAACGCAUUUACACAAUCAACACAAUGGGUACUGGUCCCUUGCGUUCGCAAUCGGCUGAAAACGCAUUUGAACGUUAUGCCUACGAUCCGCACACGGGGCAACAUUAUCAAAUGCCAGCGCAAGAAUCGGCCACUGCCGCUCCACCUGCCGCCUUCAUGUACAGCCACGAACCACAGUGUCCACACGAGCGUAUCGCCGCAUACCAGCUCAGCUCGUCUGCGCCCGAAUACACGACAUGUAUUGACUGUCUGUACCAGAAGAGACCCUCCUAGCAUAAGGCCCGCGUGCGGCAGAGUCGUACGCGGAAGAAGACACCACGUGGCGUAGUUCAACCACCGACGGCAACGGCGUCGGGUAUGAUUUGCGCGGCCAGCUUUGAUCCGGAGGCGGCCGUUGCGGCGGGUGCCAGCGAGGCAAGCGGUUGUGUGGAUUGUCACGACUACUACGAGAUACACGUUUAAAUGGAAAUUAAAUAACUGAAAUGAAAUACAUACACAUUUAAAAAAAAAAAAAGUAUCUAAACCUAAAAGAAAAUCUUACUUGUGCAGUCCUUACAUACGUACAUCACCAUCAGAACCAUCAGAAAUGAACUUGUUGCCAUCCAAAGGUCCUCAACUAAUAAGUUUACAUAUGUAAAUAUUUAUGUGCAUAUGUGUAAACGUAUGUAUUUAUCUUUGUUGUUUGUCACAGGGAUUUUUGAAAAACUAAUCUAUAUAUAAGUAUCGCAUAUAUAUAUGUACAUGUUUGUAUACCAAGAAUAGGUUCUUCAAGUGUUCAGAAUAAGGAUUAGUAUUUACUACAAGUACGUGUAAAGUGAUGUCCUCAAUACUUUUUGUUGCCUUUGAAUUAUUACACCGUGUGAAAAAAAACAAGAAAAAAAUUCAAAACACACGAAACAAUGGGCUAAAUAUAGUAAAGCUACGUUUUUAUUUUUUCACGCUGACGU